Penicillium waksmanii is the source of this 1131-nucleotide messenger RNA. Its product is annotated as TFIIH/NER complex subunit TFB4. The coding region runs from base 1 to 1131 and encodes 376 amino acids. Gene Ontology annotation, biological process: regulation of DNA-templated transcription; nucleotide-excision repair. The transcript has 2 exons. The record is from RefSeq and is a predicted model, not a curated record. Gene Ontology annotation, cellular component: transcription factor TFIIH holo complex; transcription factor TFIIH core complex. NCBI's taxonomy places the organism in Eukaryota, Fungi, Ascomycota, Eurotiomycetes, Eurotiales, Aspergillaceae.
AUGAAUUCUGUCGAUGCCUCCGAGCAUUACGACCUUGGAACCACCGACCUCGCACCCUCUCUCCUCACAAUUGUCUUCGACACCAACCCCCAUGCCUGGGCGGCCCUAAACCAAUCCCUCCCACUAUCCAAUGCCGUCGCGAACCUCCUCGUCUUCAUCAACGCCCACCUCGCCUGCAACUACGCAAACGAGGUCGCAGUCGUCGCCUCACACAGCCAAAAGGCAGCAUGGCUAUAUCCCUCCCAACAUGACACACCAUCCACCACCACAGCCGAUGGCGACGGCGACGUCGCAAUGAACGGCUCAACACCAACCCAAACGAACAAAUAUCGCCCCUUCCGCAUCGUCGAAGAACAAGUCACAAAAAACCUCAAAGAUCUCAUGGAUUCAACCAGCAGCGACGACCUACGAGGAAACACAUCAACAAUGCUCGCCGGCGCUCUCACCCUGGCCCUAAGCCACAUCAACCGGCGCACAAUCGCCUGGGCCGAAGAGCACGGCGGCGCCGACCUCGAAGACGCCGCAGCGGAAGGAGGAGGCGGUAGUGGUGGGCCUACGUCCGGAGCAGGCCGACACUCCGCCGCAAAUGAAGACGAGCGACUCCAAAGCCGUAUUCUCAUCGUUUCCGUCAGUGGAUCCAGCGAUUCCGCGCACCAGUAUAUCCCCGUCAUGAAUGGUAUCUUCGCCUGUCAACGCCUCCAAAUCCCCAUCGACGUGUGCAAGAUUAGCGGCGACGCGGUUUUCCUCCAACAAGCCUCCGACGCGACCAAGGGCGUGUAUAUGGCUCUGUCCGAACCGCGCGGUCUUUUGCAGUACUUGAUGAUGGCGUUUUUGCCGGAUCAGCGCUCGCGUCAUCAUCUGGUUUUGCCUACGCGGGUUGAUGUUGAUUUCCGCGCUGCUUGCUUCUGUCAUCGUCGGGUUGUGGAUAUUGGGUAUGUCUGUUCUAUCUGUUUGAGUAUCUUUUGCGAACCGCCUCCGAACAACGAGUGCUUGACUUGUGGGACUAUUUUGGAUAUUGGGGAUUACGGUGGUAAGCCUGCGCUUAUUCCGCGAAAGAAGAAGAAAAAGAAGCGUGUCAAUGGGACUUCGGCGGCUGGGACGCCUAUGUCAACGCCUACGCCUGGUCCUUGA